Molecule: messenger RNA, 969 nt
Organism: Closterium sp. NIES-65
Lineage: Eukaryota; Viridiplantae; Streptophyta; Zygnematophyceae; Desmidiales; Closteriaceae
Source: the annotation of a GenBank genome assembly
AUGGACGUGGACGUACACGUGGACGUGGACGUGGACAUGGACGUGGACGUGGACGUGGACGUGGACGUAGACGUGGACGUGGACGUGGACGUAGACAUGGACGUGGACAUGGACGUGGACUUGGACGUGGACGUGGACGUGGACGUGGACGUGGACAUGGACGUGGACGUGGACGUGGACGUGGACAUGGACGUGGACGUGGACGUCAACGUGGACGUGGACUUGGACGUGGACAUGGACGUGGACGUGGACGUGGACGUGGACGUGGACGUGGACAUGGACGUGGACAUGGACGUGGACAUGGACGUGGACGUGGACGUGGACGUGGACGUGGACAUGGACGUGGACGUGGACGUGGACGUGGACAUGGACGUGGACGUGGACGUGGACGUGGACGUGGACGUGGACGUGGACGUGGACAUGGACGUGGACGUGGACGUGGACGUGGACGUGGACGUGGACAUGGACGUGGACGUGGACGUGGACAGGGACGUGGACGUGGACGUAGACGUGGACGUGGACAUGGACGUGGACGUAGACAUGGACAUGGACGUGGACGUGGACGUGGACGUGGACGUCGACGUGGACGUGGACGUGGACGUGGACGUGGACAGGGACGUGGACGUGGACGUAGACGUGGACGUGGACAUGGACGUGGACGUAGACAUGGACAUGGACGUGGACGUGGACGUGGACGUGGACGUCGACGUCGACGUGGACUUCGACGUCGACGUCGACGUCGACGUGGACGUGGACGUGGACGUGGACGUAGACGUGGACGUGGACGUGGACGACGUGGACGUGGACGUGGACGUGGACGUGGACAUAGACGUGGACGUGGACGUGGACGUGGACGUGGACGUGGACGUCGACGUGGACGUGGACGUGGACGUCGACGUGGACGUGGACGUGGACGUGGACGUGGACGUAGACGUGGACGUGGACGUGGACGUGUGGACUUGGACGUAG